UGUGGCGCGUGUGACAAUAGAGCUGAAGGUGAUCGCGGGAGCGGCAGCAUCACCGUAGCCUAUUGCUCUUCACGGAGAACCACCGAGAGCAGCACGUCGGCUCACAUCCCCUAGAAAGAGAUAUCACAAGUUUACCCACGACCACUUUGACGCGAGCUGGACUAACACCGGUCUCACUCCUCCUCCUUCUCCUCCACGCGUGGGCUGCUCGCGCUGGGGAUUGGAGAGCGGCGUUAGAGAGCUCAGAAUCCCCGCGUUCAACUCACAAUAACGGAUUCAUUCGUGAACGGUGGAUGUCAUUUCUCACUGGAAACCACCCAAAGGCUUUAUUCAAGCACCCAAGCGUCUCUUAACAAAUACGGCAGUUGUUCGGGGCUGGAUAUCCGUCUUUUAACCGCUCGAGACGCAUCUUACUCGGGAGAAAUUGAUAUCGCUGUGGUGGAGUCGGUACAUGCACUUUCACGCGGUCCGAACAGGUGUACGCGUUCAUAACUCCAUCCGGACUCCUUUCUGAAGGUCUGAGGGUCGAUCAGGAAUUUAUCACAUUUACAUUUUCUGCUAAAUCUGGACUUAAUCGCCAGUGCAGAAAACAGGAGAACUAUGGAUAUCAAAUGGCUCAUUAUAGCCUUUACGGCUGUGGUGGUCACCUGCUCGGCCCAGCGGCAGGUCACAGUUCAGCCGGGGCCCUUGAUUCGAACAGAAGGCUCUCACAUCACCAUCUGGUGUAACGUGACCGGCUACAAGGAAGGAGUGGAGCAAGACUUUGAGUGGUCCAUGUACCUUUACACUGCUCCUGAUAGAGAGAUCCGCAUCGUGAGCACGUCCCAGCACAACUACGCCUAUGCCUUGUAUGCCCAGCGUGUCAACAGUAAGGACAUCUACAUCGAGAGGCUGAGUGGAGACUCUGUCCUGUUGCACAUCACUAAACUGCAGGCCACCGACCAGGGCAUGUACGAGUGUUACACCCCGAACACAGACAGCCGAUAUCUGGGCUCCUACAGUGCCCGUACCAACCUCACCGUAAUCCCGGACUCUCUGGCAGUGGCGGCCGCUGCUCAAACCCUUGCCAAAGUGGAAGGAGACACCCUACAAUUGAGUUGUGAAGUCACACGCCAGACGUCCCAGCACACUCACGUGUCUGUGGGCUGGUUCCUGCGUCCCGCUGAUGACCCGAGUUCUGGUCCACGUGAUCUGGUCACUCUAUCACGGGACUUUGUUCUACGACCUGGUGGCCAGUAUCGCCAGCGUCUUUCCUCUGGAGAUCUGCGGUUGGACAAAACCAGCGCCACGUCCUACCGUCUCACCAUCUAUAAACUACAGCCUUCAGAUCAGGGAGAGUUUUACUGCGAGGCCUCUGAAUGGAUCCAGGACCCCGAUCGCUCCUGGUACGCCCUUACCCGGAAAGAGUCAGAGAAGACGUCGGUCAAAGUUCAGCCCACAGAUCGGGACUUCAGCAUCCAGGUGACCACAGAUCGCCGGGCCUACACGGCUGGUGAGCCGCUGGAGCUCCGCUGCACCAUUGACGCUCAGAAUGUUCCAGAGCGCUUCUUUUCGGUGUCGUGGGUCUUCAGCAGCUCACCCGUAGCCGUGAUCGGGCCCAGCGCUGUGCCUGUCCUGGGACCCAACUACGUGGACCGGGAAGCUGCCGGCCUCCUGACUGUGCGCAAAGAAAGUCCGUCCGUCCACCUGCUCAAGCUACAGCGCCUACUUCCUGAGGAUUCGGGGAAAUACAUCUGCAGAGUGACAGAGCGGGAAAAGACCCUCACUGGAGAUUUCAUCGACCGCAGCAAACGCUCCCGCAACGUUCAGAUCACUGUAACCCCGCUCAGAAGUAACAUCACUGUGUCCUUAUCCAGCAACACGUCAGAGAUUAUGGAGGGGGAGAGCAUCCAGCUGACCUGUGUUGUUGGUAGUACUAUGGGUCCGCUGUCAGUGACGUGGCAGUGGACAGAUAAGGAUGGAGCGGGUCCUGCUGUGAACGUGGCGUCUGUGGAUCGUGAGGGUACCGUCACUCCUGGGCCCACUUUUAGGGAGCGCAGCAGUUUCGGGGAGGUCAGGGUGGAGCGGGUUCAACCCGACACCUUCACCCUGUUCCUGUACAAUGCCUUCCCCACAGACGAGGGCCAGUACAGAUGCAGCGCCACCGAGUGGUCACAGAGUGGUUCUGCGCCCGACUGGAUCUGGCAGCAGAUUGGAGACGAAUCCGCCAUCAAGACCGUCACUGUGAAAUCAGUCGAAUCUUUCUUCUUCGUGUCAGCCUCCUCCCGCACUCCCAGUGUUACAUUUGGUGACUCGUUUGACCUACAGUGCAUUGUGAAGCCGCGACACAAUCCCAACGUUCCCGCUGCGGUCACAUGGCGAUUUCAGCCAGCAGAGGGCGACGGAGAGUUCAAAGAUUUGGUGACUUUCACACGGGAUGGCACUCUGCAGUGGGGCGAUCAGCUGCUGGGUCUGGGCACACGUACCACAGUGGAUCGUACGCCCACUAACACCAACUUCCGGCUUAGCAUCACCCGGGCUGGACGCAAGGAGGCCGGGACGUACCAAUGCGCUGCCCUGCUUUUUCGGAGGAAUUACGAUGGCACCUGGAGCACAGUGGCCAACCGCACCUCCAACCCUCUGGGCAUCAGUGUACUGCAGCCUGUGAGUAAACUGAAGGUGCACAAGUCCAACCAGAGUCUGCAGUUUCUGGAGGACAGCCGUGUGCGGGUCAACUGCUCUGUCUCCUCUCAGACCAGCCUGGACUCACAGCAUGCAGUGCUGUGGUACGCUCGCAAGGCUGAGGCGGGUCAGCCGGAUGAGCUUCUGCUGAAGAUUGAACACACAGGAGCAUUUGAGUAUGGUGCGUAUGCAGAAGAAGAGCGUCUGCGUAGCCGUGUGCAGUCAGAGAGACUGUCUCCCAGACUGUAUGGCCUCACGCUGCACCGCGCAGAGACCAGCGACUCUGGAGUUUACUACUGUCUUGUGGAGGAGUGGCUCAUGGACCCUGAUGGAGAGUGGUACCGACUGGCGCAGGACUCCUCCGGCUUCACACAUGUGGCCGUGAGACAGCCAGUGGAGAAGUUACAGGUGGAAGAGGCAGAAUCCAAUAUCACAAUACCUGAAGACGGAUCAAUCCGGCUGGGCUGCAGCAUUCUGUCUCAGUCCUCAAAAGACUCCCGCUUCUCUGUUUCCUGGUAUGUGUACCGUUUGGGCCAAGAGGAGGAGGAUGAGAAAGAGUGUGUCUUCUCCAUCGGUCAUGAUGCAGUGUUUGGUAAUGGGAACUGCAGUCCCACAGAGGAGCCUGGUCCAAACUCUCGCCUACAGUUUGAACGCACCACAUCUGACCUGUACAGUCUGACCAUCCAGAAAGCUCAAGCCAGAGAUGCCGGAAAUUACUACUGUCACGUUGGAGAAUGGCUGCUCAAUCCACGCAACGAAUGGUACCAACUGGCCACCAAGAACUCCGGAAUCACCAUUAUUAAUGUUAUGGAGCAGGUGUCUACAAUUCAGUCGGUGGUUUGUUCCAACGACUCGCUCUUCUACUUCGUCUUCUUCUACCCCUUCCCCAUCUUCGGCAUUCUCCUCAUCGCGGUUCUGCUGGUGCGUUACAAGAGCCGGAGCUCCAGCAAGAACCAGGAAGGCAAAAAUGGAGCGCCACUCCUGUGGAUCAAAGAGCCCCAUCUCAGCUAUUCCCCAACCUGCCUGGACCCUCCAGCCCUCAGCCUACACCCCGGCUCAGUGGAGUAACAGAGACACAAACACAGCCCCGUCUCACAUUUAGAGACUCGCUCAUCUACACUCUCUUCUCUCUCAGACGCUAUCUCUCUAUUUCCUCUCCUCCCCCUCCUCCUCCCUGAUGAGGCCACCAGAAAGUAAUCUGGGCUUCUAGCCUGGCCUGUCAAUCCGUCCAUAUGACUGACUGACUAAGACCUUCCUCAGUCGAAGUGUCCACGACUCCGGUGACUGCUGUUGGUGAUGCCUAGACAUUUGCUUUGCUUUCUUUUUCCUGAUCUUUUUUAUAACUAUAUCUAUAUAUAUGAUUUUACUUUUUAUUCAUGCUUUUUUUUUGUGAGAGCCUUUCCUUUAAGGUUGCAGUAUCUGUGAGCCUUGAUGUAUUUUACCCGACUGACGCCAACCUCCUUCCCCCUCUAGGAUAGAAGUAUUUUCUUUUUGCUUUUUUUCUCCUGUCUAUGAAGUCUGGUGGAAGCCAUUGCAUAUUAUUUGUUAUUUUGCUAGUGCCGAUUUUUUUUUAUUCAGGAGACUGGAAGGUCAUUGCCGGACCAUGAACGAUUUUAAAGACAAUGGUUUAUGGAUGAAGGAAGAAAAGGACAAUCUUUCCUCAUAAGAAACUUUGGAUACUGACAAUGGAUGUAUAUUGGUUUCUGUUUGUGCGCUGCAGAACUGUUAAAAUGGAUACAGAAAGCCCUCAUUGCCCAAGGAUACACAUGAACCCCAGCUCAUCAUCACUGCCAAAGACCAGUACAACUUCAAAAGCCACAAGUUCAAGGAUUAGACGUGUUUUAACAUCUGAUGUCAUCUAGCUGAAUAAGACAGUCUUGAUACUGACAGGUUUCCUCAUCACAGAUGCUCAGAUGUUUCUACCUGCCCUCAAAUACAGUGUCUAAUUAUCCUCCCGUUUCACCCAAGGUUAAGUAGAUCCAUUUAUUUCCUUGUCUACAAGCGUUCGUGUUUGUUUGUGUACUAUAUAUUACACAAAUGACCCCACAGAUCACCUCGGUGUCCUCACAUUUCAGUAAUACAAGGUUGAAUUGAAACAAAUGGGGGGCAUGAAGGGCUUUUCUCUCCAGAGUUUUUGACUUUCUUGUAAAAAACUAAACAAAAACGAUGUCUUGAAGGUAGACGGCUGACAGGACACUUUUUGUCUCGAGGGACAUUCUCAGUGCCAAGACCUUUUUAUCAUCAUACGUGCCCUGUAAUGAUCCAAGAGGAAAGUAAAACUGGCAGGCUUCUGCGUAUUUAUGAGUUAUGAAGGGAUUAGACAUUUUGUUUUAUAUAUAUUCGAAGUCACAUCAAGUGUUAUUCUUCUUCUCUUUAUGGGUUUGUGUUUGAAAUAUGGUGCCCGAUCUUUGUGUUACAGCUGAGAAAAAACAAUAGAUUGUGAAAACUAAAUGCGCCGUCUCAUAACCUGUAACCUGUGAAGACCUAAUAGUGUGACUAUAUCUCUAAAAAUAUCGUCGGUCUCCAUGAACACUUUGAAAACACUGCCAUGUUUUCCCAGUUACACUAAUCCUGUGUCAUUCAAGGAUCUCCAAACUGAAAGCAUUUAGAGUUUAGCUGUAGCGUGAAUGGAUUUUGGUAGAGCUUUGCUUAUUUUAUUUCAAACCAAACAUGGUUGUUGUCGUGUUGUCUAGUAACAGCGACACCAAACUGGAUGUUUCACUUAACACACAAACAUUGGAGACCUUUCGACAGUGUCAUUUUCACUCUGUUCUCACAGUCGCUCUCAGCGUGUCGUCUGGGUCGCUGCCGCUCUCAAGUGAUCUCCACAGUCAACCUCGCAGCUUUUCUGUAAAUGAAAUUUAGAUCCACUCCAAGCCUGUGGUCGUCUUAUUUAUUGAAUCAUACAACUCCUAGUUAGAAUAUGUGAACUUCAGAAACCUGCAUAGAGAGAAUGUGGCAGAAAUAGCAGUGAACGUUUAGGCAACUAUUAGGCUACUGAAUGUGCGGUGGCCUACGGGAAGUUAUUCCCAACCAAUCUGGCAUUCAAUCUUAGCUCUCUUUAUCUACUAAAUUUUGUUGAACUGUACAGUGCAUGAUGCGUAAGGGGGACAUUUUAUUAAUGUCUGAAAGUUGUGUGUCGUGACAUCAUGUCAGAUCAAUGGCAUACGCACUAUCGCCACCUUGUGGAAGCCCUCGCCGAUACAACUCAUCUGUUCGUUUGACUGAAGAUUAGCCGUUCUAACUUUUAAAGCCUUCCUCAAGCUGGAGAUGUGUAGUGUGGCAUUGAGUGUGAUAUUGCGGUUCUGCUGUCAUUCAAUCUGUACAGAAUUACUCGGAAUUCUAAAUAGUGUUUUUUGUAGUUCAACAUGCCCAGCUGAAUCAUAACGUUCUCACAAUGUUGUAAAUGCAUUUCGAGGGCUGCAUGUCAUGGCUGUGUACUGGCAGUAUAGCUGCAGAAAAACUAAACAAAUGACAAAAAAUAUUGUGUUGGUGUGUGUUCAGUUCAGCCAGUGCUGCUUUUUUUUCAAGUGGUGGUUUUUAUGUUCUUUUUUUUAAAUAACCAAAACGGUGCACUGAAUAUUUAAAAAGGUUGCCAUGUUGGUUUUUUUUAUGCUUCUGUGUUUUUGUUGUACUCUGUUUGAUUCUAUUGUGUUUUUUAUAUCUAUACUUA
Danio aesculapii is the source of this 6334-nucleotide messenger RNA. It is a transcript of the gene igsf3, whose product is annotated as immunoglobulin superfamily, member 3. The transcript has 9 exons. Lineage: Eukaryota; Metazoa; Chordata; Actinopteri; Cypriniformes; Danionidae. Bases 601 to 3729 code for a protein of 1042 amino acids. The record is from RefSeq and is a predicted model, not a curated record.